AUGCCACCACCAGGAAUACGAUGGCGAUCGCACCCAUUGUUCAUAGUCUUCACUGUGGGAAUGGGUGCGUUCGUGGACCUUUUCUUGUACGGGCUCAUUGUGCCAGUACUGCCGUUCCUGUUGAAAGACCGCAUCGAUCUACCUGACUCUCAGAUCCAAAGCACGAUAUCAAACCUUCUAGCAGUCUAUGCAGCAGCUUCCUGCAUAUCUUCACCCAUCGCAGGCUUCCUAGCUGACAGGUUGUUUUCGUCUCGAAAGCUACCUUUCCUCCUCGGGUUAAUCCUAUGUCUACUUUCGACCAUUCUUCUCGCUCUCGGGCGUAGCGUCGCCGUUCUGGCCAUUGCACGAUUCCUCCAGGGAGCAUCGGGAGGUGUGGUGUGGACUAUCGGCCUCGCUAUCUUGGUUGAGACCGUAGGCCGCGAAAACUUGGGCAAGACUAUGGGAACUAUAUUCAGCUUCAUAUCAGUUUCCACCCUAGUCGCACCUAUUGUCGGCGGUUCAUUGUACGCGAAGACUGGAUACAUAGGUGUCUUUGGCGUGGCCAUAGGGUUGAUUGGCAUAGACUUCAUUUUGAGAUUGCUCAUGGUGGAAAAGAAGGUGGCUGAGAAAUACUCUACUCCCGAGACACAUGCCUCUGAACCAGAUAGGAGCAACGAACAACAAGACACGGAACAAACCCCGCUUCUACCAAAUGGUCCUUCUACGCUCGAUCGCUACCGUCUCUCCAAACCAUCGAAUCGCUUCACUCGCAAUCUUCCCAUCCUCAUGCUGUUUCGCCAUCCAGGUCUGCUAACCUCCGUAUGGAUUGGAUUUGUGCAAGCUCUUCUUCUUGGUUCUUUCGACGCUACCGUGCCGUUGGUAGCGUCGGGGCAACUAGGUUUUGACAGUCUCAAAGCUGGAUUGCUCUUCCUACCACUGGGCGGUGCGGAUUUCCUGCUGGGUCCAGUCUUUGGCUGGUGUGUCGACAACUAUGGCACGAAGCCGGUAUCAGUCUUUGGAUUCAUUUGGCUGAUACCAACGCUUGUAUUACUCCGACUUCCGACUGAGUCGAGUAUCAUCGAGAGAUUAGACAACGGUCACAUCAUCGCACUCUAUUCUGCAUUGCUAGCGAUGAACGGACUCGGUCUGGCGGUUAUCAACAGUCCUAGCAUUGUCGAAUCUGGAACUAUCGUGGAGAAUUACUACAAGGCGAAUGAAGACAUGUUCGAGCAGGCUCCUUUCGCCCAACUCUACGGCAUCAACAGUAUGGUGUGGAGCGGUGGGCUGACUGUAGGCCCACUGCUGGCUGGGUAUCUACGAGACAAGAUUGGAUACGGCAACAUGAACGCCGUUCUUGCUGGCAUUUGCGCCUUCACAGCAGUUUUGGCGGCAUUGUUCAUUGGUGGCAGAGAGAAGGAUCAGGACGCGUCUAACGAGAAUGCAGACUAA
Alternaria conjuncta is the source of this 1428-nucleotide messenger RNA. RefSeq lists its product as uncharacterized. The transcript has a single exon. NCBI's taxonomy places the organism in Eukaryota, Fungi, Ascomycota, Dothideomycetes, Pleosporales, Pleosporaceae. The coding region runs from base 1 to 1428 and encodes 475 amino acids. The record is from RefSeq and is a predicted model, not a curated record. Gene Ontology annotation, biological process: transmembrane transport. Gene Ontology annotation, molecular function: transmembrane transporter activity.